Molecule: messenger RNA, 765 nt
Organism: Chlorella variabilis
Lineage: Eukaryota; Viridiplantae; Chlorophyta; Trebouxiophyceae; Chlorellales; Chlorellaceae
Exons: 9
Coding region: 1-765 (254 amino acids)
Biological process (GO): iron ion transport; intracellular iron ion homeostasis
Cellular component (GO): cytoplasm
Molecular function (GO): ferrous iron binding; ferric iron binding
Source: RefSeq, a predicted model, not a curated record
AUGACGUCGGUGGUAGCCCCCGAGAAGCGCGAGCCCACCAGCCAGACCGAGGGCAAGUACAAGGAGAGCCUGCCUGGCGUGGUCAACCUGCCGCUGGAUGAAGUCAAGCAGCGGCGCUAUGGCGAGACCCAGCAGGGCCAGGUCAACCGCGCCACCUUUGUGCGCGUGGACUAUGCGGGAGAGCUCGAGGAGGCGGUGAACCGGCAGAUCGACUUCGACUUCUCCCUGGGCUACACCCUGCUGGCCAUGGCCGCCUACUUCGACAGAGACACGGUGUCCCUGCCCGGCAUCGCCAAGUACUUCAGGAGCAUGUCCGAGUCUUCCUGGUCGGAUGCCGAGAAGAAGAUCGCUUUCCAGAACAUGCGCGGCGGCAAGGUGCAGCUGAUGGCGGUGCCCAUGCCCGACUCCGACUACUACAACGCAGACAAGGGCGACGCGUUGUACGCGUUUGAGCUGGCGCUGGCGCUGCAGAAGCUGGGGCUGGACAAGCUCAAGGCGAUGCACGGCCUGGCGGACCAAAGCGACGACUACCAGGUGGGGCAGGGGGCGGCUGGUGCUGCCGUGGCGGGGCUGCUAAAUGUGGCAGGGGCUGACGUGGCGGCACUGUUCAUGUCGGCAGCGGUCCUGGCCCAGGACUUUAUCGAGGACGAGAUGAGCUCUCUGGCCAAGACGGUUAAGGAGCUGGGUGACCGCGCCUGCGAGCUCAAGCGCGUGGGCACCGGCCACGGCGUGUUCCAUUUCGAUGAGCGCAUCGACAGCCUGUAG